CCUGUGUGGGCGGAGGAAAAGCCUAGUAUUUUGUCCGUCCUGAAAUUUGAUUCACAAGUUCAGGAUCCUGGAAGACAAAAAGCAAACGGAGGGGGAGGGAAGAAAGGCAGAGAAGGACGCAGAGAGAGGGGCUUUUUAACCACGACUGGACCCAACUCACCAAAACCUCCACCACUUCCGACUAAAGCCGUUUGACGAUGAGCGCCUCGGGGCUUCAGGCCACAAACCGGCAGAACGCGAAGGAGCUCGACAGCAUGAAAGAGUCCAUCAGUGACAUCAUCAACCAGCUCCAGGACAUAGACCCGGCCCGCCUGUCCUUCUCCCCGUUCCUGGACCUGGACACUCAGAUCUCCUUGGCGCCGGUGUCCGACAGCCCCGAGUCGUCAGUGGAAGAGCUGCACUCGUCCUCCCACUCAGUGUCAGGCUCCCAGCGUUCCCUUGAACCGCCACCAGCCAGCAAUCCGCCAAGAAGUUCUGCUCCGUGUCACCAGCGACCCGGCGACGGCCUCCCGAAGCAGCACCAAUCAGAGACAGAGAAGGGGGGUCCGGACCACGCCCCGUCCAGCCCCGUCGUCACAGCGCACAGUUCGGACUCUGCCACAGAAAACUGCAUCGGCACCCCGACCACGGCCUCGCAGUGCGACAUUCCCAACGGAACCGACACCAGAUGGAGUCCGGAGUCUACCAACCUGGACUGCAGUGGCGACGAGGGCCGGCCGCUCAUAGCUCCGCCUCCAGAGAGCGUGGAGCUGACGGUGUGGAGCUCCGAGGGGCGGGAAGAGACUUGUGAAGCCCCGGAGGAGGCCGCGAAUCGGGGACGAUGCUGCUGUCGGUACCGGUGCUGUCGGAGCGGCCGGGUUCCCGCCUUCCUCUCGGUCCUGGCGUCUCUCCUCUGUUCAGCCGGGAUCUUCUAUGCACUAUAUUUUCACGUCCCUAUUCCACCCCCCAGAAUACAGAAGGAAUCCAGCCGCUUCGUCUUCACCCUCUGCUGCUGUGGGAUCGCCGCCCUGCCCAUCCUGCUCGCGAUGAUGGUGGGUGCAGGUUGCCAGUUCUGCUCCGGAUCCUUCGAUCUGCACGAGCCGUUUCCCAGAAGGCGGGCGGUUCAGCAGCUGUUCGUCACGGCGUCCCUGGAACAGUUAGUCCUCUACGUCCUCAACCUCAUCAUUUUGGCUUCAUUAGUGCCUGACCAUCUUCUGAACCUGGUGCCCAUAGCGGUGAUCAUGUUCAUCUUAGGGAGACUGGUCUACUGGGUCAGUCUGAGCGCGUGCAGCUCGUGGCGAGGCUUCGGCGCCGGCCUGACCUUCUUCCCGCUUCUCGCCUUGGUGGGUCUGAAUCUGUUCUUCAUGUUCAUCUUUGCUUUAAUCCCGUGGUUCUCUGGCUCUUAGAGCGUCCUCCCCAAAAACCAGGUCACCCCUUUUCCCUGGUCAUGACGGGCGACAUCACAGAGGCCGAGCGGCGAAGCAGACAUCCAACCCACAGACAUCCUGGACUCUGAGUGAGGAGCCGAGCUGCACUUUCUUCUUUGUGAGGAGGAGAUCUUUCCAAAAAUAGGCCAUUCCUGUGGUCUGCAGUUCAGCACAGCUACAAACGCUGCCACUAUAAGCUUCAUGUCUGUGACGGCUUCACUUGUAUUUUUGCUCCUCCUUAUGCAGGACUGUUUUUUAUGUGGAUUCAUGCUUAUUAUCUGAAAUGCAAGAGCUUUUCCCUGCUAGUGGCGGAGGAGGCCUUUGAACAAUGCUGUAGUCUUAAAACAUUUGUUCUUUUAAGCUAUUCCAGUGCCUAUAUUUAAUGUUUGGAAGUCAAAGUACUUAAAAGCUCUGUGAUAUAUAUCCGGCUGAAUUUGGUUUUGACCUUAAAAAGAAAAACAAAAACCCACAAGCAAAGCAACUUCAGUUCUUCAACUUUAUUAUUUUAACUGUCCCAAAAGUUUGUACAUGAUGACAGCAGAAUAAAAGCUAUUUGUAAAAAGGU
This is a messenger RNA of Sphaeramia orbicularis (orbiculate cardinalfish), 1971 nucleotides long. RefSeq names its product transmembrane protein 79-like. Gene Ontology annotation, cellular component: lysosomal membrane; trans-Golgi network membrane. The record is from RefSeq and is a predicted model, not a curated record. Lineage: Eukaryota; Metazoa; Chordata; Actinopteri; Kurtiformes; Apogonidae. Gene Ontology annotation, biological process: regulated exocytosis. Bases 198 to 1385 code for a protein of 395 amino acids. The transcript is spliced from 5 exons.